CAUUAUGUAUCGCAUUUCAUCUCGUAUUAUCAGCGCCGUCCCUCAGUUUAGCAGUGUCACAUUUUUCUAGCGUUCAGAAUGGCAGGGAUUUCUCUAAUUAUCGUCAUGUUGUGGUUUUUCAUCACCGUUAUCGUUCAAGGAGCAGAUUUCGACCAAUAUGAGAGAAAGACACGCCGUUCCCGCAGAUCCCCUGUUACUAACGAGGAUUUGGAGAUCAAACUCGACUCCAUCAUGUCAAUGCUGGGAAAGUUAAAUGACAAAAUUGAUUCACAGGAGCGGCGCAUUUCGGUUUUAAGCCGACAAGUCAGCAAUGUAAACUGUGACGGAGAAUCAAGACAAGUUCCUCGUGAUUGUGCUGAUGUUUACAAGUCCGGUAAUCACAAGAACGGUAUAUACACCAUCAACCCUGAUGGUGAGGGUACCAUGGAAGUAUUUUGUGACCAGACCACCGACGGCGGUGGCUGGACGGUAUUUCAAAAGAGACUGGACGGCACGGUUAACUUUUUCCGUGAAUGGAAUGAGUACAAAGAGGGGUUUGGCACUGCUGGAGGCGAAUAUUGGCUAGGACUGGAAAAUAUACACCGACUGACCCAUCACGGAAGAAUGAUACUACGCGUGGAUUUAACUGGAAAGCAGCUUCAGUCUGCGCAUGCUCUGUACAGGGAUUUUGUUGUCUCCGAUGAAAAGCUGAAUUAUACUUUGGGGCUGGGUUCAUAUACAGGAACUGCAGGUGAUUCUCUGUCUUGGCACAACGGAAUGCAAUUCACGACACGCGACAGGGAUAACGACAGGUCCACGGAAGGGAACUGUGCACGGUUCUACAUGGGAGCAUGGUGGUACAACGCCUGCUUGUUGUCGAAUUUGAACGGCGUUUACUUUCACACACCACAGACAUCGUAUGCCAACGGAGUGAAUUGGAAGACCUGGGGUGGACUUCUCUAUUCUGCGUCUCGAGCGGAAAUGAAACUACGACCAGUGGGAUUCAACGGCAGGCAAUGAUGAUGGUCACGUGCAUAUUUUGUAUGCUGAGCUGGGCUGAAAACAAUUCCUCUGUUAGCAUACCUUCAGAAAGCUGAAAUCUGUUGUAGAAAACCUCGAGAUGAAAGUGUUAAGGGAAGAAUUUUGUUUUCUGUCAUUAUGGAAUGCUUUUUUUUUUUUUUUAUAAUAAACGACUUAAAACUAUCCGUAAAGUUGUUAAGUUGUUAAGUUGUAAAUUAGGGCAACAUUGAGGAUGAAGUUGACAAAAGGAGGGCGCCUGAUUCAUGAUUAGUUCCAUUCGAGUUCUGUUAAGGUGUUUUUGAAUAAACCGCUAUAAGCUUUGCAUGGUA
Messenger RNA from Stylophora pistillata, 1328 nucleotides. RefSeq names its product microfibril-associated glycoprotein 4. Lineage: Eukaryota; Metazoa; Cnidaria; Anthozoa; Scleractinia; Pocilloporidae. The record is from RefSeq and is a predicted model, not a curated record.